Messenger RNA from Solanum dulcamara, 1122 nucleotides. RefSeq names its product probable disease resistance protein At4g27220. NCBI's taxonomy places the organism in Eukaryota, Viridiplantae, Streptophyta, Magnoliopsida, Solanales, Solanaceae. The coding region runs from base 1 to 1122 and encodes 373 amino acids. The transcript has a single exon. Gene Ontology annotation, molecular function: ADP binding; protein binding. The record is from RefSeq and is a predicted model, not a curated record.
AUGUCUCGUUCUUUGGAGGUUUGUAGGAAAAUGAAAACGAGAACAGACACCGAACUGAAUGUUACCACACUGGAGGAGGAUGAAUCUUGGCAACUGUUUGUCAAAAAUGUGGGAGAUGAUGCGAAUCUGGAGCAUAUUCAACCAUUGGCAAAGGAAAUUGCAAGAGAGUGUGGUGGUUUACCUUUGGCAAUUACUGUUAUUGGAACAUCUAUGAGAGAGAAGACAAGGGUCGAGCUCUGGAAAGAUGCUCUAAAAUCACUUAGAAUGUCAGAACCUCAUAACAAAGACAUAAAAGAUAAGGUUUACAAGGUCAUUAAGUGGAGUUUUGAUUCUUUAGAAUAUCCGGAUAUUGAAUUAUCCUCAGAGAAAAGAAGCAAACAUGUGAACAAAAAGAGAGGUGACAUUCAAAGUUGCUUCUUGCAUUGCUCCUUAUAUCUGGGGGGUAUUUCAACAGAUGAGCUCAUACGUUGCUUGUGGGCAGAGGGGUUCCUUGGUGAACAUGGCACAUAUGAAGAAGCCUACAACAGGGGAAUCACAAUGAUUGAGAGUCUAAAAGAUGCCUGCUUGCUAGAAGCUCAUAAGAUGUAUUUUUUGAAGAUGCAUGACGUGGUUCGUGAUGUUGCUAUAUGGAUAUCUAAUUCCUUUGGGGAUGAACACAAUUCUUUUAUUCAAGCUGGAAUUGGGUUAACUGAGACAUCACAUAUUAAAACAUCUGCUUCUCUCAAGAGAAUAUCUUUCGUAAGCAACAAAAUUGAACGUCCACCUGAUAACUUCACCAAAUGCCCGCAGACAACAACUUUACAGCUGCAAAAUAAUGAUCGCCUUUGGGAAAUUACCCAUAAAUUUUUUUUUGCAUUUCCAUCCCUACGAGUUCUGAACCUGAGUGGUACUGGUAUUAGAGCACUGCCUUCUUCCAUCAAUUGUUUAUGUCAACUACGUGCUCUAAUAUUACAAAAUUGUCAUUCGUUGAGAGAGUUACCACCUAUCGGUGAUCUUCAUAAUUUGCUCUUGCUCGAUUGUGCUAAUACAAGGUUACAUUGUGUGCCACAAGGAAUAGACGAGUUGACAGAUCUAAGGUUAUUAAUUCUGCCAGGAACUGAUUUAAAGAACAUCAGCAAAUGA